AUGGAAUAAGAGGAUACAACACCAAUCAAUAUCAAUAUCACCGAAUCUAUUGCAUCAAAGCAUGUCUCCUAUAACAUUAAAGGAGAAGAUAAAAUAGGUCAAUUUGAAGCAUUGCGUCGUUACAAUGACUUUCAUGUUCUGAGAUUGACUUUAUUACAAAGAUGGCCAGGAUGCUAUGUUCCUCCAAUUCCAGCAAAAUAAGCUUUGGGAAAUAAUGAACAAAAAGUAGUUGAGGAUCGUAAAAGAUUCCUAUAAUAUUUCCUAGAAUAAGUGGCUAAGUUAAGACAUAUUUACUUCUCUGAUGAAUUUUAGACCUUUUUGAGAACAAAGAAUACUGACAUGGAGAAAGCAUUACAAGGAUUACCAAAAUAAUCUAUAUAAGAAGUGUAUGAAAAAUUUAAGAAAAAUUUCCCCCAUUUGAAUGGAAGAGAGGUGAAUUCAGAUUUAAUUUUGAAAGUAUCCAGCUUCUCCACUUACUUAAACAAAACAACUAAAUAAUUAGAAAGUCUUAAAGAAUAAGUGAAAUUAUUGGCUGCAGCAAAGAAAUAAUAUACAGAUUAAUUUAACAUAAUGACUUAAACCAUUGGACUAGAAUAUGAGAAAAAUAUUCUAAUCGAGUAUGUGAAUCAUAAAACAGAAAAUUUAAUUUUCACAAAUCACAAUGACGUAAAUGUUACCGCAAGAGAAAUUAAAGACUAAAAUGCUUAGACAUACAAUUAUGAUUACCUUGUUGAUUUGCUUAGAAUUGAAUGCAGGGAAGUAGAGGCAUUUUAAGAAACCUUGAAGUAGAAAGAAUUUGUAGACAAUUUGAAAGCUUCGGCAUAACAAAAGUUAAGAGAUUAAAAUAGUGAACUAGUGAAAUUAUAGGCUGGUAAAACCACUCUUAAGUCCAUGUUUUCAAAAGGAUCAAACACAGAUUAAGCAUAGACUUUAGAGAAGAAGAUCUAAGAAACACAAAAUGAAAUUAAAUUAUUGGAAGAUCUUUGCAUUAUGAUUACAUCCAUAUUAUGCUUUGAUGAAAUUGAUAGAUUCAAAAAGAACAAAUAAAAUAAAUAUUAUGAAAUUUUAAUUAAGGUUAGCUAAUUGGAAUAAUAACUCAAUUAAUUAUACAUCAAAUUCUGGUCUGAAGUAUCAAAAGGAACAGAAGCGGAAGUAGUUGUUUGAAAACAUAAAAAUAUAAAUAAACAAUAAAUUAAAUUAUAUUAUAAAA
Paramecium tetraurelia is the source of this 1210-nucleotide messenger RNA. RefSeq lists its product as uncharacterized. The transcript has 7 exons. Gene Ontology annotation, cellular component: endosome. Gene Ontology annotation, molecular function: phosphatidylinositol binding. The record is from RefSeq and is a predicted model, not a curated record. NCBI's taxonomy places the organism in Eukaryota, Ciliophora, Oligohymenophorea, Peniculida, Parameciidae.